This is a messenger RNA of Oncorhynchus gorbuscha (pink salmon), 2689 nucleotides long. RefSeq names its product BTB/POZ domain-containing protein KCTD1-like. The transcript has 6 exons. NCBI's taxonomy places the organism in Eukaryota, Metazoa, Chordata, Actinopteri, Salmoniformes, Salmonidae. Bases 582 to 1406 code for a protein of 274 amino acids. Gene Ontology annotation, molecular function: transcription factor binding; transcription corepressor activity. Gene Ontology annotation, biological process: protein homooligomerization; negative regulation of DNA-templated transcription. The record is from RefSeq and is a predicted model, not a curated record. Gene Ontology annotation, cellular component: nucleus.
AUCCGAGGCUGGUUUGACUGGGACAUUCAAGGCGCAGUCGCUUUUACGCAUGUGCCAGGCGAUGAGCACCAUAGUUCUAACAAAAAAAUAUUUAACCACUUCCUGGAUAUUGUUCGGUGUUUAACAACUGUAUGUUUGUUAAAGUGCCGACGACUGGCUUCAAAUGCUUAUUUGUAUUUUCACCGAAUUGUACGACCUUCGUUGAGCAAACACCGUAGCUAUCCGCCCGUGUGAAUUCGCUCCUGGCGCAUUCGCCUACUUCAGCCCCAAACACAUUAUCGUCUCCGUUUUCCCCGUCGGACUACUUGUCACACUCUUAUUACGAACCGAGUUCAGCAUUUCGAUACAGGCUUUUCCUAUAUUCGUUUGUCCUAAACCAGUUUCAUUUCCUGAGUGCCCCAGAUCUGGCUAAUGAAAGACGCCAUUGUGGAGUAAUUUUGCCGGAGGGGAUUUCUUAUUUUAUCUCUUGCGGGGCUGACCUAUACCCGUGCGCAGGGAAUUCCACGGUACAGACGCGCCACUGCAAAUAAUUAAACUCCCGGGCGGAAGUCUGGAUCUAUGUUUGCAUCUUUGUAGCUGUGAUGUUAUGGAGACAAAACAUGAUAUAUAUGGAUAACCGUUCCAGCAUGUCCAGGCCCAUGAUCACCAGAUCACCAGCAUCCCCCUUGAGUAACCAGGGCAUCCCGACGGCUGCCCAGCUCACCAAGUCCAAUGCCCCUGUGCACAUUGACGUGGGCGGACACAUGUACACCAGCAGUCUGGCCACGUUAACCAAGUACCCAGAGUCCAGAAUCGGACGUCUCUUCGAUGGCACAGAGCCCAUAGUGUUGGACAGUCUGAAGCAGCACUACUUCAUAGACAGGGAUGGACACAUGUUCCGCUACAUCCUCAACUUCCUCAGGAUCUCGAAGCUCCUCAUCCCAGAUGACUUCAAAGACUACAGCCUGUUGUACGAGGAGGCCCGGUACUUCCAGCUGCAGCCCAUGCUGGCCGAGCUGGAGCGAUGGCGCCAGGACCGCGACCUGGCCCGGGUGUCACGCCCUUGCGAGUGCCUGGUGGUACGCGUGGCACCCGACCUGGGAGAGAGGAUCACGCUGAGUGGAGACAAAGCCCUCAUCGAGGACGUGUUCCCAGAGAUUGGCGACGUCAUGUGCAACUCUGUCAACGCAGGCUGGAACCACGACUCCACACAUGUAAUCCGCUUCCCGCUCAAUGGAUACUGCCACCUCAACUCCGUCCAGGUCUUGGAGCGUCUGCAGCAGCGUGGCUUUGAGAUCGCCGGAUCCUGCGGUGGGGGCGUGGACUCAUCCCAGUUCAGCGAGUACGUCCUGAGGAGGGAACUGAGGAGGGCAGGCCAGCGAGGAGGGCCUAACUCAAACCGUAUAAAACAGGAGCAGCUGGACUAGACCUCCCAGACACCUGGGGCGCUAGACUUUUUUUCCGGUGGCAGCCAAGCACUAGACGGGACGCAGCAGAGCUCUGUGGAUUCUGGGUAUAAUGCUGCGCUCAUGUGCUAAUUUGUACUAGGAAACUCUGAAAUGUACUACUUGCUAACUGGUUUAACGUGGCACGUGUAUAAUUCCAACCACUUUGCAUGUCGGAAAUGUCUGAGUUUCCUAGCUCCGACUAGCACGUGAAUGCCGCUUUACUGUUUUGUUUGUCAUUAAACUUUUUUUUUUUACUUGAGAAGAACCACAGCGAAAGAGUGACCAAGGCGUGACAGGAGUUUUUUGUUUUUUUUGCCAUAAGAAGAUACAGAACAUUUUGAUAAGUUGAUAUCUCAAGGAUAUUUGAUUGUUCAUGCCCCGCCCCCAUCAAAAUAUAUAAAAAAGGAUUAACACUUUCCCAGGGUCCCCAAAUAAAGUUUGUUUUAAAACUUUGAACCUACAUUAGGUUAGAUAUGAUUUCCAUGAUUAAGACCAUACGUGUAAAUGGUUUGAUUGCACAUGUAGUGCACGGCCAUUCACUAGUGAUUUGCAGUUUUUAUUUACCCAUUGGCAUAUUUACCAAGUCGAAUUGUUCUCCCAUACUAUAAGAACAUUCACUGUGUUGCUAGCGGCAGACAAACAGUGCUAUACAUCAUGGUGUUGUGAGAAGAUCUUGGUUAGCAUAAACACCAUUAUUUUUAACAGAACUGAAUGAAACAUUAUCCACACUCUUAUUCACACAGGAUGUUAAGUAUCGUAAUAAUACAAAUGAAGUGUUUUUACCUUAAUCAAAGUUACCUUAUUGGAUUUUAUAAUAUGAAAUAUAGUUCACAUUAGUAUUAUCAAUAUUUUAUGUCAUAGACCAUUCUAUACUCACUAAAUGAAAAGUAAGUAAAUUAUUAUAAAUGUCCCUGCAUUGCCUCUAUUUUGGGUACUAAAACCUAGAAAACAGAGGUGACUAAUUCAGAGGAGCCUGAAGUUCCUAUUGAGUGACCUACUGUAAAUGACAUUUGCCAUUGUAUGUUUUGUUUUUAUACAUUGAAAUGGACACCUUUUUAACCGGCAUAAUGUUGCCUCAUAAAUGACUGAACAGAUCAGGCUAAUGGUAGAAGACUCAAAUCUAAGAUUUAUUCUUAGGACAUUGAUGAUGUGAAGUUUGAUUAUCAUUAACUAUUUCUAACGUGAUCUACCUACGCUCCCUAGAUUUGAGUAAAGAGGAAUGUAGUACUAAAAUGUGAAAUAAAUCUUCAACUGAAGUUGUA